CAUCACUGGCUGAGGUAAACUCAUUCAGUCCUUCAAUGCCAAUAUCCCCUUCAUCAAUGAUAAACCAGUAUAAAUUUGAAGAUGAACCAGAAUUAAGAGAUCUCUUCAUUACAGUCGAUGAUCCUGAAAGCCACAUUACAGCCAUUGAAACAUUUAUUACAUACAGAGUAGUCACAAAGACGUCUCGUGGUGAAUUUGACUCCAGUGAGUAUGAAGUUCGAAGACGAUAUCAGGAUUUCCUUUGGUUGAAGAGCAAACUUGAAGAAGCACAUCCAACAUUGAUUAUUCCUCCAUUGCCUGAAAAAUUCAUAAUGAAAGGAAUGGUGGAACGAUUUAGUGAUGAAUUCAUUGAGACCCGAAGAAAAGCUUUACAUAAAUUUUUGAACCGUAUCGCUGAUCAUCCAACUUUAACUUUUAAUGAAGACUUCAAAAUUUUUCUUACUGCGCAGGCCUGGGAACUCUCCUCACACAAGAAGCAGGGUCCCAGUUUGCUGAGCAGGAUGGGACAGACCGUCAGAGCUGUAGCAUCCUCAGUAAGAGGAGGAGUUAAAAAUCGUCCUGAAAUGUUUACAGAAAUUAAUGAUUACAUGGAAACAUUUAGUCAGAAAAUAAAUGUACUAGACAAAAUAGCUCAUAGAAUUUACAAGGAAGAAAAAGAAUAUCUUAAUGAAAUGAAGGAAUACGGCCCCAUCCACACACUCUGGUCAGCAUCGGAAGAAGAUAUAGCAGACUGCCUAAAAGGUGUUGCCAGCUGCAUCGACAAGUGUUGCAAGGCUACGGAGAAGCGAAUGGCAGGGCUCUCGGAAAACCUGCUGCCGAUUUUACAUGAAUAUGUUCUCUACAGUGAAAUUCUAAUGGGUGUUUUGAAAAGGAGAGACCAAAUUCAAGGCGAGCUCGACUCCAGAGUUGAUGCUUUAGCCAAUAAAAAGACAGAAAAGGAUCUGUUCUCAGAAGAGAUUGGGAAGCUUGAAGACAAAGUCGAAUGUGCCAAUAAUGCUCUGAAAGCGGAUUGGGACAGGUGGAAGCAAAACAUGCAGUGUGAUAUGAGAUCAACGUUUAUUAAUGUGGCUGAGAAUAAUCUCCGUUACUAUGAAGAGUGCCUUGCUACAUGGGAGUCCUUCCUGGCAUCUCAAACAGUGGAUCUUCAUGUGGAAGAAGAUUCUGAAGACAGGCCUUGAGUAGUAUCUCUGCUUGAUCUCUGCCUUUUCCAUGCAGUUUCUCCAAACCAAAGAAGUGCUUUAUACAAGAGCAGAUACAUUAUGAAAUUUAACUGUUAAAAAUCAGUGAAAUGCAGGAACCAGCUUAUUGAAAACUCAGGUAUUUUAGUCCUGAAAUACAUUUUGGAAAAUGCUAUAUAUUGCUUUAUAUUGCUUAACUGUGAUUUUCAUAUUUUUAUGCAAGUGUUUGCAUACAAUUGUUUUCAUAAAUAUUGCAUAAUUUGGAUAUAAAAUAUUUUAAAUAUGUAAAAACCCUCCAUUUUAAUAAAAAGUUUAAUGAGGAAAG
Molecule: messenger RNA, 1503 nt
Organism: Balearica regulorum gibbericeps (East African grey crowned-crane)
Lineage: Eukaryota; Metazoa; Chordata; Aves; Gruiformes; Gruidae
Source: RefSeq, a predicted model, not a curated record